AUGUUUGGCCACGAUCGCAAUUGGCAAUUGAUUGAGACGGCUACUUCCCUGAUCUCGCGAGCGAUUCCAUUCGCCAUGAAAGUCGGAGUGGUGCGAAACGGCGAUGGACGCUUUGUAUUGAUUGCUCAAAAUAACGAUUUUGAUGCAAAAUCCUUGGAAGUUCGAGAACCAGCUGCAGUUACGCUCUUGCAAAUACUGGAUCGAGAGGCGCCACUAUUCAGAGCGAUCUGUUGGGUGUUAUUGGAUGACUCGGUAUCAGCUUUUCUGCCCUAUCGGUUGUCAAGAAAUGCUGCUCUUUUUGCAUUGAAAGUUGGAUUG
Mesorhabditis belari is the source of this 318-nucleotide messenger RNA. The record is from the annotation of a GenBank genome assembly. NCBI's taxonomy places the organism in Eukaryota, Metazoa, Nematoda, Chromadorea, Rhabditida, Rhabditidae.